AUGUUCUCCCUCCUCAGACACUCAGCACGCCUCGCAUCAAAGGCAUCUGCUGCACACACUGCCCAGUUCUCCCUCACAACAAAGGCACUCGAGAAGAACCUCUACCUCGGCAACCUCUCAUGGACACUCACUCCGGACACCUUGCGUUCUGCCAUUGCUCAACAUGGACACCUGCAAGACCUCAACAUCAUCACCGACCGACUCUCCGGACGAUCACGUGGCUAUGGAUUCCUCAGGAUUGAUGAUGACCAGGUUGGUGAGCAAGUCCUUGCGGCACUAGCAGAGUGUGAAGUGGAAGGCAGACAAAUCAAUUGUCGUGAAGCUGAAUCGAGACCUGCCUUUGGCGCCGGCGGUGGUGGUGGUGGUGAUCGUCCAAGACGGCCGUAUGAUGGUGGCGAGAGGCGCAGUAAUGGAUACAACGGUGGCAGCGUCGGUGGCUCGUACGGCGGUCGUAAUGCUCGCGAAGGGGGUGAUAGGCGUGGUGGCAGUGGUGGGUAUGGUGAACGUCGUGGCAACAAUGACCGUGGUGGCCGUCGUGGCGAUGGCUAUGGCGAGUCUCGCGACUACUAG
Messenger RNA from Protomyces lactucae-debilis, 570 nucleotides. RefSeq lists its product as uncharacterized. The transcript has 2 exons. Gene Ontology annotation, molecular function: RNA binding. Lineage: Eukaryota; Fungi; Ascomycota; Taphrinomycetes; Taphrinales; Protomycetaceae. The record is from RefSeq and is a predicted model, not a curated record. Bases 1 to 570 code for a protein of 189 amino acids.